AAUUUAAUUUAGAAAUGGAGGGAAUAAGUGGUAGAAUCCUUUGUGAUUAAUUAAUACAUUAAUUAUCUAGAUCAUGUUUCAGCAACUCCUCUCCCCAUGUAUGUCUCGUGAAUUCGUGAUCCUUAAGUUCUAAACAAAACAAAACAAACGUCUCUAUUUCACAUUCCUAUGCACCCAUCCUACUAAACUCUCCAUCCCAUCCCCUCUCUCCACACUCAACAACAAUUAUAUACGCCGACAAUUCAAAAAUAACAAAAUCACACGUCAAUCAGUGUUAUCAAUCCUUACAUAAUCUAUUUCAAUUCCGCAUUUUCUUAACCUCUAAUUCUCUCUCCUCGAUUUUUCCAAAGUGAUCACUAAAUAAACAGGCAGAAAUGUACAAAAACACACUGCUCAUCAUAAUCCUAUUCUUAACGGCGACCUUCGCCGGCGCCGACGAUUUAGUAACAUGUUCAGAAAUCGUUCCGAUGCGGAACCGCUACGAUAAGAUAUCGAUAACGGAUUUCGGCGGUGUCGGUGACGGUAAGACGGUGAAUACCAAGGCGUUUAGGGAGGCAAUAUAUAGGAUAGAGCAUUUGGGAAGAAUUGGGGGUUCGUUGUUGUAUAUACCGCCGGGUGUGUAUUUAACUGAAAGGUUUAACUUGACUAGCCAUAUGACUCUUUACUUGGCUAGUGGUGCUGUCAUCAAAGCUACUCAGGAUACUUCAACUUGGCCACUAGCUGAUCCAUUGCCUUCUUAUGGAAGAGGGAGGGAGCGGGCGGGAGGGAGGUACAUGAGCUUCAUCCUAGGGGACGGGGUCCAAGAUGUCAUAAUUACCGGUGAGAAUGGAACAAUUGAUGGUCAAGGAGACAUUUGGUGGAACUUAUGGAGAAAAAGGACUCUUCAAUAUACCAGACCACAUCUUAUAGAAUUCAUGAAUUCCGAAGACAUCAUUAUUUCUAAUGUGAUAUUAAAAAAUUCUCCAUUUUGGAAUGUUCACCCUGUCUACUGCAGCAAUGUUGUUGUUCGAUAUGUGACUAUUUUGGCUCCACCUGACUCUCCCAAUACCGAUGGUGUUGAUCCAGAUUCAAGCUCCAAUGUCUGCAUUGAAGACAUGUACAUUUCAAAUGGUGAUGAUAUGAUAGCCAUAAAGAGUGGGUGGGAUGAGUAUGGACUUGCUUUUGGUCGCCGUAGCUCGGACAUCACCAUUCGAAGGAUAACCGGAUCAUCGCCAUUUGCUGGCAUUGCUAUUGGUAGUGAGAUGUCGGGUGGUGUGGAGAAUGUGUUGGCUGAACAUAUAAACCUUUUCAAUAUGGGAGUUGGCAUACAUUUAAAGACCAAUAUUGGAAGAGGAGGAUACAUAAGAAACAUAACUCUCUCUAAUGUAUACAUUGAAAAUGCCCGAAAAGGCAUCAAAAUUGCUGGUGAUGUUGGUGACCAUCCAGAUGACAAGUUUGAUCCAAAAGCUCUUCCUGUUAUUAGGGAUAUCAAAAUGAAGAGCAUAUGGGGCGAGAAGAUUUUACAGCCCGGACUGGUGAAAGGAAUAAAAAACGCCCCGUUUAUUAACAUCUGUCUUUCUGAUAUCAACCUUAAUGGCCCUUAUAAAGCGAGAACAAGACCAUGGGAGUGUUCUGAUGUCAAGGGAUCGUCUCUAAAGGUUAGCCCAUGGCCUUGCUCUGAACUAAUUGGCUCUCUUGAUGGCACCUGUUUCACUCACAUGUAAGUUCAGCUGCAUGUUGUAUCAAAAUGAACACUACUACUUUAGUACUCAUUAGUCUUGCAAUAUAAUAUCUUUUAAUAAUUUUUUAAUAAAAUUUGCUUGAAAUUUA
Molecule: messenger RNA, 1809 nt
Organism: Chenopodium quinoa (quinoa)
Lineage: Eukaryota; Viridiplantae; Streptophyta; Magnoliopsida; Caryophyllales; Amaranthaceae
Product: probable polygalacturonase
Exons: 5
Coding region: 375-1703 (442 amino acids)
Biological process (GO): carbohydrate metabolic process
Molecular function (GO): polygalacturonase activity
Source: RefSeq, a predicted model, not a curated record